ACUGAAACAAAAAUGUAAGGUAUUUUUCCCCCAAGUAUUUCUAAAAUAGCAAUCAUGUCGACCGCAAUGAACUUUAGUAGUAAGUCUUUUCGCCCCCGUGCUCCCGACAAAGGAUCAUUUCCCCUGGAUCACUUUGGCGAGUGCAAAGCAUUCAAAGAGAAGUUCAUGAGGUGUUUGAAAGACAACAGUUAUGAUAACUCCCUGUGUCGACUACAGUCCAAAGAAUACCUUGAAUGCCGGAUGGAUAAUCAACUGAUGGCCAAGGAACCACUGGAGAAACUGGGGUUCAAAGACCUGCUAGACAAACCCAGCCAAGAGAACCAGGUCAAACCCUGAGCUGACAGAUUAACGCUGGCAUGUCCGUGAUAUAGCAACUGCACAUGAGUUCGCUUUUUUCCCCCUUUGUAUAGAAAAUUCACAUGUAAUAUAUUCUGUUUCAACCAUAAAAUAUUUUUAGUUCAAUAACCACGUCUUCGGAUUUGUGUGGGUUUGAAAUGUGCAGUGUUCUCACUCAUUUCCAUUUUGUACUCAAACCUGGAAUCUAGUUAGUCAACACUUCUCCAUUAUUAACCACUUGAAAAUACUUUGCAGUUAGGCUACUCUAGUCACCACGAUGAGUUCUAGACAAAUUGGCAUUCGCUCCACUAUUUUCAAUGUUACAGUUUCCCUCACACCUGUUGGGAUUUCAUCAAAUAUAAAUGAUACAAUAUUUCUGCAUGUGUUUUAAAUAUGGAUGGAAUAGGGGUGUCACUUACCACUUAAGGCACAAUGAAUGUUGCAGUAUGGUGUGAUUUAAAAUGCUGACAAAGACAAUUUGUUAAGAGUCAUGAACUUUAAUAAGACAUCUAUAUAAUAAAUAGUUGCAUAU
Esox lucius (northern pike) is the source of this 868-nucleotide messenger RNA. It is a transcript of the gene cox19, whose product is annotated as COX19 cytochrome c oxidase assembly factor. Lineage: Eukaryota; Metazoa; Chordata; Actinopteri; Esociformes; Esocidae. Gene Ontology annotation, cellular component: mitochondrial intermembrane space. Gene Ontology annotation, biological process: mitochondrial respiratory chain complex IV assembly. The record is from RefSeq and is marked provisional.